Dimorphilus gyrociliatus is the source of this 4965-nucleotide messenger RNA. The record is from the annotation of a GenBank genome assembly. Lineage: Eukaryota; Metazoa; Annelida; Polychaeta; Dinophilidae.
GUCUUAUAUUAUCGCCCAGUUUCAUGUGCUCCUAAACAUGGCAAAAGCUUCUCUUAAUUAUCGGACGUUGAAACUUUCACAAAUCUUCAUAUCUCAGAGAAGUUAUAGUCAAAGCCAGUUAACAAACGCCGAAGUUCGGAAGAAGCGCAAUGACAUAUUUGAAAAAGAACUUCAGCGACAGUUGUCAGUAAUCCCGGCAAUUCAAAAAAUCAAUGUAGAAUAUAAAGGAGAAUCUGAAAAUAUUUCUCUGUUGAUGAAUAAGAAUUUAUCAACCCCGUUUAAUUGUGCUAUGCAUAUUUCGGAGCUUAUUCGCGAUAGAUCAGUCAUAGCCUUAGUCAACGGAAGGCCUUGGGAUAUGCACAGACCUCUAGAAGAGGAUUGUGAAUUAAAGUUUAUGCAUUUUAAAGAUAGAAAGCCAGAAUUAGUAAAUAAGGCUUUUUGGCGAUCCUGCUCUUUUAUUCUAGGUCAUAUUUUGGAGACUGUAUUUAAAGAGAAAUAUUAUGUUGAGUUGCACAGCUUUCCUAAACCCAAUCUUCAAAGUGGUAGUUUUGUUUAUGAUGCUGACUUGAAAAUAGAUGGAUGGAAACCAUCUUCGGUAGAGCUUGUAAACACAAGUAGAGCAGUCUCUAAACUAUAUUCAGAAAAAAUCAAAUUCCAAAGAUUGGAAGUUGAUGCAAGUAUUGCUUCGAGAAUGUUUGAAGAUAAUCGCUUUAAAUCAGUACAAGUUGACCAAAUAGCAGCUCAAUCGACUUCUGGAAAUACUGUUACAGUAUAUAGAAUGAAAGAUCAUGUAGAUAUGAGCAGAGGACCUUUGAUCUCCACAACAGAUCAAAUAUUUAGAUUUAAUAUAACAGCCGUGCACGAAAUUAAUUCCGAUUACGGGAAACUGAACAGAGUUCAAGGAAUGGCUAUACCAAAGCAGCUUCCUAUUCAUUAUUGGGCGUAUGAUCUUCUAUGUGAGAGGGCUGCAAAAUUGAAUACCAACGAUCUACCUUCAUUCAAUAACAAUAGUAAUAGGAGCGCCAAAGCUUACAGUUCUUAAAAGUUUGAAUUUCAUUGUAAGCUAAUUAUUGACAAUUUUAUUACUGAGCUUUAAAAGUGUUUAAAAAAUAAAUAACUUCGUUAUGUUAUUAUAUUUAAUAGAAUAGCUAGAAAUUUUUAUAUAUGUACAAGGUAAAAGAUAAUUUACAUAAAUUUGAAAACUAAUUUACAUUAACAAACACAAAAACUCUUAGAAUGUAACUUUGCAAUGAACUUUCUUAAACGCUCUUGAAAUACGCCACGCGUUAGGUUCUUCAUAUUUAUUAUGCAAUGGUUCAAUCUUCUGAUUUUUCUUGGUUUUCGAUAACUUGGUCGGAUCUCCAAAUUUAAAGAAAUUUGGUGCAAACUCAACUAGCCACUUAGGAUCUAUUGCCAUAACUUCUCUCAUAUACUCUUUAGUAGUUAACACCAAUUCAUGAUAUAGAACCCAGUCGGGCUGCCUGUGAAAGAGACUUGAAGCCGGAUGAACAUAAACGAUUUGCUGGUCGACAACCGUCCGAUAACCAUCUUGCGGAUCUUUCUUAGCAGCAUUGCGGAAAAAUCCAGAUAAAAUUGCUUUUUGUACUUUAGCCGUUGCUCUUCCACAUGAUACUACAUCUAAUUUAUGCCUAUCCAUAAUCCCCAACAUUUGUUUUCUUACAUCUUGAGCUCUUUUCAAUGUUCUCUGCUGAACGAAAUUUUCAUAACACCAAGGUGCAGAGAAUUUGUUGUUCUUCCACGCAUUGUAAACAGCCAGUAAGGUCAAAUGAUCUCCUUCAGCUUGGUGAAAUUUAGCUUUCUUUUGAUCAGCAACUGCCUGUUUAUCUUUUGGUCUGUAGAAUAUGUUUUGAACAGAAAGCAUAGAAACAACGGUUAAUACUUCGUCCGAACAAUGCAGCUGAACAGACAUAAUCAGUACUUUAGCAAGCAUAGGUUCCAAAGGAAAUUCAGCCAUUCUUCUUCCUAAUCUGGUAAGGAGCCCUUCAUCAUCUAAAGCUGACAGAGCAUGUAGUUGUUCCAGAGCAGAGACUAGGGUUUGCAAAGGAGGCGCAUCCAUGAAAUCAAAGUUUAAUAAAUCAUUUAUGCCCAUAGCUUUUAAAGACAAAACGGUUGAUGCUAGAUUAGUUCUUUGUAAUUCUGGAACUGGUGUUGGCAACAUUUCAUCUCUGUAUGCUCUUUCAGUGUACAGUCUGUAUGUUUUGCCAGGACCAGUUCUUCCAGCUCUUCCAGCUCUCUGUUUUGCUUGGGCCUGAGAUAUCGGAGUCACUAUAAGUUGAUCCAUUCCACUUUUCGAAUUAUAAACUUUUUGUUUAACAAAUCCUGGAUCAACAACAUAAAAAAUACCAUCAAUUGUCAGAGAUGUCUCGGCAAUAUUUGUUGCAAUAACAACUUUUCUUGAUCCAGGUGGUGCAGGUUCAAAAAUUCGAGUUUGCAUUUCUGAAGGUAAAGCGGAAUAAACGGGCAAAAUAAUAAGAUCGGGAACUUCGGGACCGAGACUCUUCAUUCUUUCAUAAAGAACUUCGCAAGCAGUAUCGAUUUCUUCUUGACCAGUAAGGAAGAGUAGGAUAUCUCCAGGAGGUUCGGUCAAAUGUAUUUGCAUUACUGUGAUCAUUGAAGCAUCAAGGUAAUCCGUUUCAGCUUCCCGAGUAUAUAAGAUGUCCACGGGAAAUGUCCUUCCAGGAAUUGUGAAAAUUGGUGAUUGGAAAAAAUAUUGUGAAAAUUUGACAGCAUCAAGUGUAGCCGAUGUUACUAUUAAUUUAAGAGAGGGUCUUUUCUGUACCGCAGUUUUCAGCAAACCGAACAACACAUCAGUGUGUAUAGUUCUUUCGUGAGCUUCAUCAAGCAUUAUAACAGAAUAAUUUUGGAGAUCUGAGUCAAUUAAACAUUCACGCAACAGCAUACCAUCCGUCAUGUACUUAAUAACUGUUUCCUGAGAGGUACAAUCCUCAAAUCUGAUAGUAUAGCCAACUUCUUGACCUAAUCUACAUCCAUAUUCUUCAGAGACUCUUUUGGCAACGGACAUCGCAGCUACUCUCCUAGGUUGUGUACACCCAAUUUUCCCCGUGGUUAUAUAUCCAGCUUCUGCAAGAUAUUGAGUAAUUUGAGUUGUUUUCCCACUUCCUGUUUCUCCAAUAACAAUUAAAAUUUGAUUAUCAUUAACCGCUUUUAUCAAUUCGUCUUUUAAUUUGAAGAUUGGUAGAGAUUGUCGCUGUUCAAGAAGAGAUUUAUUUUCUUUCUUACCAUAGGAGGCUUUUGUACCACCCGUAAUAUGUUUUUUCCAUUCGGGCAUGUCUGCCAAUUGACUUUUAGACGUAGAUGACAUGUUGGUAUUAUUGGAAUCCGGAAGUGGAUCAACCCAGUUCUUGUCAAAACCCGAUGCCUGCGAUACUGAUUCGGAUUCUCUCUGUUGUUGUUUCAAUUCUCGUCUUUCUUUUUGCAAAGCACUCUGCAUCAUGGCAGCUUGGGAGAGGGAUCCAUCAGGAUUUUUGACUAUUUUUACUGGACUGAAGUCAGCACUCUGUCUCCCUACACCCCUUAAAAAUGCCCUCUCUUCUUGAACAAGUUCUACCUCGAUAUCUUGAUCGUCGUUGUCGUCGUCUCUGGGUAGAAUUCCGGUCUCUUCAUCAAAGUCUGGCAGCUCAGACUUGUCAACAACACCUGCUGACAUCAUUUGUCUCAAUUCCCACAUUUCAGGACUAGGUAUGUUUCUUCGGCGUCGCGCCGCGCCAGGUUCACUGUCGUUAAUUUCAGGAAUAAGAGGAGCCGUUAUUGGUCUAUCUGGAUUCCUAUGGCUAACUUCAGCAGUUUUGGGAUUUAGAUCCUCGCCCGUUUCUUGAUCAACAUCUUUCAUCGAAAGACUGAGUUUUGUACCUAUUUUGUUUAAGAGUUUCACUUUGACUCUUGAUCCCCUUUGAACAACCUCGGUUACAUCAUUAACUCUUCCUCCUGCUCUUAGCUGAGAGAUAUGUACGAGACCUUCGAACUUUCUGCCCCUGGCUAAUCCCUCUAGCUGAACAAAGCAGCCGAACUUGGUCGUUCCUGUGACUCUUCCAUCAUAGACCAAGCCAACUUCUGGAUUUUCGGGCAGAUCUGCUCGAGAUCGUUUACGCCUUUCCCUAUCUCUUGAUCUACUUCUUCUUCUCGAACCUCGAUCUCUAGAUCGCGAUCUCUUUCGUUCGUGCCGUCUGCUAUUAGAAACUAAUUCUUCAAGUUCAGCCAUCAUCGUAUCGGCAAUAUUUGAGUCCUCUUUAUUUUUUCUCUCCUCUUCUUUUUUUAUCUUUUCUUCUUCUUCUUUUUUCUUUAUUUCCUCAUCGAGCAUGGUUCGAACAGAUGGAUCAUUUGGCAUGCAUAGACCCGGGAAAAGCUGAGCUUUAAUUGCUAAAUCGGACUUUUUUUCUUCUUCUUUGGAGGAGCCUUUCUUUGAACUUUUCUUUUCCUUUUUCUUUUUCUUCUCUUUUGGAGGUCUCAUUUUUUGAAUUAAUCUUAAAAUGUUGGCUAUAAAUGAAUCUGUCAAAUCUGGUUGGCAUUUUUGAAUAGCUUUUUUGAAGGAAUCGUAAGUUUGAUGUUUAUCAGCGAGAUGUAUGAUGUAUUCUGCGGCAUCUUUGUCAUUGAGUCCCAAAUGGUUAUCCAACUCUGUACAAACUUUGGAUACCAAGGAGAGAUAUUCUAAUUUUUCAAUGUCUGACAUCUUAACUGCGAUUUAAGUACAAUACUUCGCCGUAUCGCUCAGAGACGUUUCCGAAUAUUACGAAAUUCUAAACCGUUCAAUGUUUCGGAAAAUUUUAAAACCGGUUCUAAGAAACCGGUUCCGAGAUCGCGCGUCAAGCCCUUGCAUUACGAAUUUAUUGUCCAACCAACAAAAAAUACCUAGAGGAUUUAUGGAACAAAUGAAUGAAUACAGAAGUUUUAUGACUUAUAUUUCAUGAUAUAUCGAACAUAUUGAUU